AUGGAAGGUAUAUUAGCUCUUGAUCGUGAGCUAGAUAUAGGUCUCUUGGACCGCGUUGUCCAAACAUUUUACAUGGGUGCUGGUGCAGAACAGCAAGAAGCCCAAAGAGUUUUGACCCAGUUCCAAGCUCACCAGGAUGCUUGGAUGCAAGCAGAUGCUAUUCUGGAAAAAGCCGAAUUUCCUCAAACCAAAUACAUUGCUCUUUCUAUCCUUGACAAGCUCAUCACUACUCGUUGGAAAAUGCUUCCCAAAGAGCAACGUCUUGGAAUUCGUAAUUUCGUCGUUGCUGUCCUAAUCAAAAAUUCUGCUGAUGAAACAUCAUUACAGCAACAGAAGACUUAUUUAAAUAAAUUGGACUUAACACUUGUUCAAAUUUUGAAACAAGAAUGGCCCCAUAACUGGCCCAAUUUUAUCCCAGAAAUUGUUCAAGCUAGUAAAACCAACCUUGCUCUCUGUGAAAACAAUAUGAUUAUCCUUCGUCUUUUAAGUGAAGAAAUUUUUGAUUACUCCGCUGAACAAAUGACUCAAAACAAAACCAAAAAUUUAAAGAACCAAAUGUGUGGUGAAUUCGCCGAAAUUUUCCAAUUGUGCUCGCAAGUUUUGGAACGCGCUCAAAAACCCAGUCUUAUUAAAGCAACCUUAGAAACCUUACUCCGUUUUCUCAGCUGGAUCCCUCUUGGUUAUAUUUUUGAAACGGCCAUCACGGAGCAAAUUACUAGUCGCUUUCUUACUGUUCCCGCUUUUCGUAAUGUCACUAUGGAAUGCCUUACCGAAAUUGCCGGUCUUACUUCUCAACCUCAGUACAACAAUAAGUUUGUUUCUAUGUUUCACUUGGUCAUGAGUGCUGUUAACUCCAUGCUUCCUUUGCAAACUGAUUUUCGUGAAGCCUAUGAAGAGAGCAGCUCAAAUGAGCAAGAUUUCAUUCAAAAUUUGGCUUUGUUUUUGACCACCUUCUUCAGCUCUCAUCUUCGUCCUUUGGAAACCCCAGAGAAUCAAGAAAUUCUUUUGAUUGCUCACUCGUAUCUUCUUAAUAUUUCUCGAAUCAACGAGCGUGAGGUUUUCAAAAUUUGUCUGGAAUACUGGGGUAGACUGGUGUCCCAGCUUUACGAAGAAAUGCAACAGCUCCCCAUGUCUGAAAUGAAUCCUUUACUUAAUCUUUCUAGUCCUGCUUCCCUUAUAUCCUCCAACCCUGCCAUGUUAGCUAAUUUGCCAUUGCGCAAACAUAUUUACAAAGACGUUCUAUCUACGCUUCGUUUAGUCAUGAUAGAGAACAUGGUAAAACCGGAAGAAGUUCUCAUUGUUGAGAAUGACGAAGGUGAAAUUGUUCGUGAAUUCGUCAAGGAAACUGAUACAAUUACUCUUUAUAAAUCUAUGCGUGAGGUAUUGGUUUAUCUUACACAUUUGGAUGUCGUUGACACUGAAAUCGUUAUGACCGAAAAACUUGCCAGAAUUGUUGUUGGUACCGAAUGGUCAUGGAACAACCUAAAUACUUUGUGUUGGGCUAUCGGCUCUAUUUCCGGUGCCAUGAAUGAAGAAAUGGAAAAACGUUUCCUUGUAAAUGUUAUUAAGGACUUGCUUGGUCUUUGCGAGAUGAAACGUGGUAAAGAUAACAAGGCAGUUGUCGCCUCCAACAUCAUGUACGUUGUCGGACAGUAUCCUCGUUUUUUGAAAGCACACUGGAAAUUUUUAAAGACAGUCAUUAACAAACUUUUCGAAUUCAUGCAUGAGUAUCAUGAAGGUGUUCAAGAUAUGGCUUGUGAUACAUUCAUCAAAAUUGCUCAAAAAUGCCGUCGACAUUUUGUAGCUCAUCAAGUCGGGGAAGAAGAACCAUUUAUUAACGAAAUUAUUCGUAAUUUGCCAAAAACCACUGAAGACUUGACAGCUCAACAAACUCAUACUUUUUACGAGGCUUGUGGUCACAUGAUAUCUGCUCAACCACAAAAACAGCUUCAAGAGCGUCUUAUUUUUGAAUUGAUGUCGUUACCUAAUCAAGCUUGGGAUAAUGUUGUUGUACAAGCUGCUCAAAAUGCACAGAUUUUAGGAGACCCUCAGAUUGUCAAGACGCUUGCCAACGUUUUGAAGACAAACGUUGCUGCAUGUACAUCUAUUGGUGCAGGUUUUUAUCCACAAAUAAUGAAAAACUAUGUUGAUAUGUUGGGUUUAUACAAAGUAGUUAGUGCCUUAAUCUCUGAGGUUGUUGCAGUCCAAGGAAAUAUUGCUACCAAGACACCUCAUGUUCGUGGCUUACGAACCAUUAAAAAGGAAGUCCUUAAGCUUGUUGAUGCCUACAUUAGCCAUGCCGAAGAACUUGAUCUUGUUAGUCACACCCUCAUUGCCCCCUUGUUCGAAGCAGUUUUGUUGGACUACUAUAAUAACGUUCCUGACGCUCGUGAUGCCGAAGUUUUAAACCUUAUUACUACCAUUGUCAACCAGCUAAGCGAGCUUCUUACGGAUAAGAUUCCUCUUGUGCUGGAUGCGGUUUUUGGUUGCACUUUGGAGAUGAUUAGCAAGGACUUUUCAGAAUAUCCUGAGCAUAGAGCUUCCUUCUUCCAAUUAUUAAGGGCAAUUAACCUUAACUGUUUCCCAGCAUUGCUUAACAUUCCAGCCCCUCAAUUUAAAUUGGUAAUUAACAGUAUUGUCUGGUCAUUUAAGCAUGUCAGCCGAGACAUUCAGGAGACCGGCUUGAACAUCCUUUUGGAACUAAUAAACAAUAUGGCUACUAGCGGUCCUGACGUUUCUAAUAUUUUCUUCCAGAACUACUAUAUUCCAUUGUUACAAGAUAUAUUGUAUGUUCUUACAGACUCCGACCACAAAUCCGGAUUCAAACUUCAAAGCUUAAUAUUAGCCCGGUUGUUUUUCUUGAUAGAAUCCGGCCAAAUUACCGUUCCUUUAUACGAUCCCACACAAUUUCCUCCUGACAUGAAUAAUCAACUGUUUUUGAGACAGUACAUUAUGAACUUGCUGAGCAGUGCUUUCCCCCAUUUGCAGCCUAUGCAAAUUCAAGAGUUUGUCCAAACCGUGUUAGCACUAAAUCAAGAUCAUCCCAAAUUCAAGCUAGCUUUACGUGACUUUUUAAUUCAACUUAAAGAAUUUGGUGGCGACAAUGCUGAUCUGUAUCUUGAAGAAAAAGAACAAGAAUUGGCUGCUCAACAAAAGGCACAGAUGGAGAAAGCUAUGACAGUUCCUGGCAUGAUUAAACCAGUCGAUAUGCCUACAAUGGAAGAAGAAGAGCUUUAA
Schizosaccharomyces osmophilus is the source of this 3237-nucleotide messenger RNA. RefSeq names its product karyopherin/importin beta family nuclear export signal receptor Crm1 (gene crm1). Gene Ontology annotation, molecular function: nuclear export signal receptor activity; small GTPase binding. The coding region runs from base 1 to 3237 and encodes 1078 amino acids. Gene Ontology annotation, biological process: ribosomal small subunit export from nucleus; protein export from nucleus; ribosomal large subunit export from nucleus. Lineage: Eukaryota; Fungi; Ascomycota; Schizosaccharomycetes; Schizosaccharomycetales; Schizosaccharomycetaceae. The transcript has a single exon. Gene Ontology annotation, cellular component: cytoplasm; nucleus. The record is from RefSeq and is a predicted model, not a curated record.